Messenger RNA from Sporothrix schenckii 1099-18, 2040 nucleotides. RefSeq lists its product as uncharacterized. The record is from RefSeq and is a predicted model, not a curated record. Bases 1 to 2040 code for a protein of 679 amino acids. The transcript is spliced from 4 exons. Lineage: Eukaryota; Fungi; Ascomycota; Sordariomycetes; Ophiostomatales; Ophiostomataceae.
AUGGUCGCUUUUCCGGCCAUGGCCUCCAUGGGGUCUUCAUUUAUGCAAGCCGUGACCGAGCCCGAUCUCUCCGCCAUGGACGUCAUCAGUCCCCCAGACGAAAACGUUGGUCCCACGCUUGUCGUCACGUCGUCCGUCCUCAUGUUUCUCGUUUUUGUGACCACGACGCUUCGGCUUCUCGUCCGCGCCCGAAACCGCAUGCUCGGCUGGGACGACCUGACCAUUGCACUCGUCGCCAUCCUCUCCGCCACGCGUCUCGGAUGCCAGAUUGCGCAGGUGCACUUUGGCGACGGCCGCCACCGGAGCUACAUUGACGCCAGUGAUUACCAAACAGCCAACCGAUUCGGGUGGUACGCGCUGCUGCUCUUCUUCGUGGCCAUUUGCCUUAUGAAGAUUUCGAUCUGCUUACUGCUUCUGCGGAUCAAGAACGAGCGGUGGCUGCGGUGGCUGAUUUAUGGGAUGGUGGCCGGAUUGCUGGCGACCAACGGCGGCGUGGUGAUCAUCCUGCUCGCCGAGUGUCGUCCGGUCGACGAGUAUUGGAACAACAUGGGCGCAUGCUGGGACCCGCGGGUGCGUGUGUUUAGCAUCUACCUGACGAUUGGGUACGCCGUCCUAACGGACCUGCUUUGUUCCUGUCUGCCGCUCGUGGUCAUCUGGAGAGUUCGCAUUCCGCUCAAGUCGAAGAUGCUCGUCUGUGGGCUCAUGAGUCUGGGGCUGCUCGCAACCGGCUGCGGUAUUGGGCGAGCCGUCUCUCUCAGUAUCAUGACAACGGACUUUACCUGGGCCUUUUGCAUAACAGAGAUCUGGGCCAAUUGCGAGCUCUUCGUUGGCACCAUCGCAGCCAAUCUUGCCUUGUCUCGCUCCUUCUAUGUCUAUUUUUUCGAAGACGACCGUUCAGCUCACAGUGGGAGCGGAGGCGGUGGAGGUAGCGGUGGAGGCAAUGCGGCACACAAUGGCAGAGCCGGAAGUGGCCGCGGCAGUGGUCCUCGAGUCGCACGGCUCUCCUCAUGGCCUGGCAAUCUUGAGCAACCUUCACCUGCCGUGGUCCUGGAGACACCGAAGCUGGCGAUAUGGAAGGAAUCGAAACAAUAUCAGCAGCCACACAGGCAGUCUGGAACGACACCAUAUCUUCCGUCGCCAGUCAUCCUACUCGCCAAGUCGAAUACCUGGCUUAAACGGAUCACGCUCUCAGACGGCGACCUCGGAGGCAACCCCCGCAACGGGGGGGAGGUGUUGUUUUGGAGACCUCAAUCGAUACACUCAACGAACGAUCCAAGCACAGAAAAGGAGACGCCCUCGAUGUCCCACGACAAGGGGAAAAUGAUGGUCGUUGGAGUGAUGCCAAUGCAAAGUCAUAGCGGAAGCAUAACCACCCUGGAAGAUGGUGUCGUCGCUCGAAAUAGCGAGGGUGCUGGCCAGCGCGGCAAUGACUCUUCGGCGGGUGUCGUUACAAGAGGUCGCGGACGUGCGCUCGAUCGUGGGGAAGCGCGAAGCUACACACGGGACGGUAGAAGCAUCAGCAGCAGCACCACGGUGGCCAGCCGUCGGCGCAGCAGUCUCUACUAUCACCACCACCUGAGCAAACAGCAUCCAUACGGCGGCGGCGCAGCUGCUGCAAGACCAUGGCCCUCAACCGUGGAAGUGGAAGCAACGGCGUCUGCUGGUGAAAACAGCGGCAUGCCAGCCGGUGUGGGUGUUAUCGAGAAGCGGACCGAGUUCUGGAUCUCCGAGGAGGAGCUCGACCGGGGUGACUUUGACGACCAAGAGGAAGCAUUUGCCGAAAGUGCCAAGGAAUGCACCGACAACACUGCCGAAAACACCGCGCCGGGCAACGAGAGCAAGGACACCACGCCGCAAGCCUCUGCCGCAUAUCUUUCUCGGGGCCGGACCGUCUCGAACGCAUCUACAGCAACGGCCGUGGACACAAAUAGGGACGCAGAUGUGAGCAGCUCGAGUGGAAGCAGCACUAAUCAUAAUCAUGGGAGCGAAGAUGAUCUAGAGCUCGGACUUCACCCGCCGCCGCGGGCGCAUCUCUCGUGA